UCGCUGGGAGUAAGGCGACCUGGAAACCAUUUAUAAUGGCCUUAAAACUGAGUUUGCUGUUAAUACCAGUAUUCACUUGGAUCUCCUCAGCCGACAUCACUCCAUCUGGUCAAAUCGAGUUUAACUAUCAAAAUCUAAAGGAUGACAUUUACGAGCAACCCGUAAACCUGAUGGGAGCGAAGACCCCUCAUGAAAAGAAUGAAGAGGCAAACCAACCCCCCAACGUUGAUGACUGGGCGCCUUAUGACUUCAGCAAGUUCGAGACAUACCUGAACAACUAUAAAGAUGCAAAUGCUGAGCAGAACAGGAUCAAACGGAGUCCUAAGACGCACCUAUUCGGCUCGUUUAGCGGACCACAGAUGAGGGAAAGACCACACCAUUACGUCUAUCCGGAGCCGGUCAAAGAGCGCGUCCUCGAAUUCACUACAUCGACCAAGAAACCAGGAAUCCUCCCCGACAUGAUGAACCCAGGAGUCAUCUUCAGAGUGAGAAUGUCGGACGCCAUAUUGAGAAUCAAACAAAGAAUGUACCAAAACGCCGAGAGGCAUUUAGAAGCCGAUAUAAUUUACACGAAUCUGAUAAAGAAAGUUGUUAUGGAUGAGAUCACGAAAUUCCACAAUCUGCUUUUGAUGUACAAAACGGACAGGAGCAUAAAGGAGCAUUUGGGAGAGUGCGGGGGGAGGAUCUACAAAUUUAUAAGUUACAUGACUAUCAAAGUUCAUAUCUACUGUCUGUUUGAUGCGCUGUGGGUAGACGGGAAUCCGUACGUGAUAGGUGAUGAGUAUUCUGUGACACCCGUGGAAGUCCCUCCAAUGCUUCAGUGUGACGCGGCUGAGUGUAAUUCAGUCGUGUUUGUCGAUUCCAUAACCGAGCCGAAAGAUGUAGAUGAGUGA
Amyelois transitella is the source of this 893-nucleotide messenger RNA. RefSeq lists its product as uncharacterized. Bases 36 to 893 code for a protein of 285 amino acids. NCBI's taxonomy places the organism in Eukaryota, Metazoa, Arthropoda, Insecta, Lepidoptera, Pyralidae. The record is from RefSeq and is a predicted model, not a curated record. The transcript has 5 exons.